CCAAUUCCAUCGAACACAUGAGGAAGAAAUUCGAGCACGCUAUCGGCCUGCCUGCCGACGUGGAUGGUGGCAGAGGUGGGAGGCAGAAGGAGGGCUUGAAGGAGCGGGGCGACGAGGCCAUGACCAAGGGGCAGCUGCCGAAGGAGCCGCCCGAGGCCUCAGAGGGCCGACCACUCAGCCACACUCCGCCGUCAGCUCCCCGCCCCGCCGUGCGAUUCGGCAGCGACAGCCCCCAAUCAAGCCAGCCCCUCCCCACGGCCCAGCAGCCCCUGUCGCCCCUACGACCGCCGUCUUCGAGUGAGUCCGACUCCGACUCCGACUCCGAUUCUGAUUCUCGUUCCUCCCCUUCUUUCCCACGGGCCUCCCGGCCAUCACACUCUGCCGACCAAGACAUUCUGACCCCUUCCAGUGGACCAGAUGAUGCACCGCCGCAGCCCUCAUCUCCCAGUGCGUCCCCCGAAUCGUCGACGACGGGGGAGCAGCUGGAGAGCCCUACCGUCAACGAAAGUCUCCCCCUGGAGCCGCUGGGGCUGUCACAUGCGAAGUCCGCGAGAACGGAAGAAGAAGUGCUGUCGGAAUGGAAGCAGGUGAGAGCGACACGGGUAUCAGAGGUGCGAGUAUGUAUUAAGUUUUGUGUGUCUGUCUGUCUGUCUGUCUGCAGAUGAAGGAGCGUCUCUUUAAGAAUGCACCACCCGAGCUCAAGACGGAGGCCGGCGAGCGGGUGUUAUCGAAAAAGUUUAAGGGCAUGAAGGGCAUGAAGAAGCUCCUUGCCGGGACGGUUUACUGCUACGACAGCCGUGAGGCAAGCUCUGCCUCUGAUUCCCUACUGAGAGCCCCACUGACGCUCACCGAGGAGAAACAACUCGAGGAUGUGGCGGGAAAGGGAGCUCUCAUAUUCAAGAAGAUCGACCGUGGCAACACACAAGUACUGAUUCCGAAGCAUACAGCAGCCUCCUGGCGCUCAUUUGCCGUUGGUGUGUGGGUGUGUGUGCGUGCGUGCAGUCGUCUGAAUCCUCUGAGUCAUCAACUCUUCCAGAGGUGGUGGUUCAUGCGUGGCUGUCGAUGCACGCUCGCCAAGAGGUCAGACGACUGGCCCCGAAGCUCUACGGCAUCGUCAGUACUAAGAAGAAAGACCAAAGGCUGGGAACGGAGUCAACGGACCACUGGAGUGUCAGCGGUGAGUGAGUCGGCACCAGACGCGUAGUGCGCCGCCGUAACCGUGGUGCUCUUUCAUUUGUUGGUCGAUGUCCGUCUGUCAGAGUUCAUCUCUGGUGGCUCACUGGAUCGUAGGGAUGCGCAGGAGAUGCUUAGAAAGAUGUCUUUUGCUGAGAAGGCCAAUCUCUGCCUUCAGGUCAGUCCGCCCCCCGCACCCUGUCCAUCUCGUGCUUCAAUGUGUCUCAUUCUCGUUGCGUUUGCUGUGUCACCUUCCCGUUGUUAUGGGUGCAGUUGUUGCGUCACGUUGAGGAGCUUCAUUUGCUGGGCAUCGCACACGGCGACCUGUCGCUGGGAAACCUGCUGUUACGCCGACGAGGCCGCGGCUACGAACUACUCCUCAACGACUUCGAGACUGCUGGUACGGACACGACAGCGAUUGACGCCUUGCCUGGCGUCUUGCACUCGCACACACCGCCACGCACACACUCUACGCUGUCAUGGAUUUGCUCUGCCUGUUUGUUGAGUGCAGUGGCUGCUUUGGACAAGAAAGGAGAGGAGAAGUGGCUCGAGGCAUAUGAAAUAAGAGGAAAAGGAGGCACCAAGCCGUUCAUGGCCCCAGAGAAAUACCUCAUGUCGCCGUUCGCCCAGGGGGGCAAAGACCAGGACGGCAGAAGCGAUGGCGGCAGCCAGGACUGCUCGAAGGACCUCGUUUGGUAAGGACCUAAUGCACAAGUGUGUGUGCUGCGCGGCAAGGGAGACAUGAUUGUGUGUGUCCUUUACAGGUGUCCAUUUCGCAAUGACAUAUGGGCUUGCGGGGUGCUUAUCUACAUGAUCCUCAAGAACGGCAUCGAGCCGUGGAAGAUGGCAGACGAGGACAACAACGAAUUCAAGUCCUUCGCAAACGAGGUCAGCUCAGGACAGAGAAACACAGCAUUAGUGUUUGAUGUACCUAUGUGUGUGCAUCUGUGCAGCAUAAGUACAACUUGGUCAGCUUUGCCCAGGCCGUCUCUGAAAUGGAAACAAAAGUCCUCGGUGAGUACUCAUGCGGGCAGCCAACCGGGUCGAAUACAUACACGCAUUCCUCUUCUGUUCCUCUCUGUGCGCAGACGUCGCUGGCAGUGCACUGGCCAUGGACCCAAUACAGCGCCCUUCCAUGGAAGAGAUGGUGGAGAAACUCGGGCACGCCAUCGGCCUGCCCACCGAUGGGAAAGGUGGCAGCGGUGGGCGGAAGAAGGAGGGCUUGAAGGAGCGGGGCGACCAGGUCAUGACUGAGGGGCAGCUGCCGAUUAGAGAGCCGCCCGAGGCCUCAGAGGGCCGACCACUCAGCCACACUCCGCCGUCAGCUCCCCGCCCCGCCGUGCGAUUCGGCAGCGACGGUCCCCAAUCAAGCCAGCCCCUCCCCACGGCCCAGCAGCCCCUGUCGCCCCUACGGCCGCCGUCUUCGAGUGAGUCCGACUCCGACUCCGACUCCGAUUCUGAUUCUCGUUCCUCCCCUUCUUUCCCACGGGCCUCCCGGCCAUCACACUCUGCCGACCAAGACAUUCUGACCCCUUCCAGUGGACCAGAUGAUGCACCGCCGCAGCCCUCAUCUCCCAGUGCGUCCCCCGAAUCGUCGACGACGGGGGAGCAGCUGGAGAGCCCUACCGUCAACGAAAGUCUCCCCCUGGAGCCGCUGGGGCUAUCACAUGCGAAGUCCGCGAGAACGGAAGAAGAAGUGCUGUCGGAAUGGAAGCAGGUGAGAGCGACACGGGUAUCAGAGGUGCGAGUAUGCAUUAAGUUUUGUGUGUCUGUCUGUCUGUCUGUCUGUCUGCAGAUGAAGGAGCGUCUCUUCAAGAAUGUACCACCCGAGCUCAAGACGGAGGCCGGCGAGCGGGUGUUAUCGAAAAACUUUAACCGUCAUAUGGAAGAGUUCCCUGACUUCCCGAUCUACCUCUAUGACCUUGAGGACAUCCGCUCCGGCUCCAAAGCGCCACUCUUGUCGGAAAAGCCAUUAAUACUCGCCAAGAAACGGCUCCAGAACGUGGCAGAGGGGGGAGUGCUCAUGUUUAAAAGGAUUGACCGUCGUCACAUACAGGUAGUGUUAUCGGAGCAUACAGCAGCCUCCUGGAGCUCAUUUGCCGUUGUUGUGUCUGUGUGCAGUCAUCAGUUCCUGAGGUGGUGAUUCAUGCGUGGCUAUCACAGCACGCUCGCAAAGAGGUCAAGCGAAUGGCCCCGAAGCUCUAUGGCAUCGUCAGCACUGAGGGGGGAGAACAAUGGAGUGUCAGCGGUGAGUGAGUCGAUACCAGAAACAAACUCGCCAAUGCGCACCGUGGCCAUGACGCCCUUUCAUGUGUUGGUCGAUGUCCGUCUAUCAGAGUUCAUCUCUGGUGGCUCACUUGAUGAUUGUAAUGCGCGGGAGAUGCUUGGGAACAUGUCUCUGGCUGAGAAGGCCAAUCUUUGCCUUCAGGUCAGUCCGCCGCCCCGCACCCUGUCCAUCUCGUGCUUCAAUGUGUCUCAUUCUCGUUGUCUUUGCUGUGUCUCCCUCUCAUUGUCUUGGGUGUAGUUGUUGCGUCACGUCAAGGCGCUGCAUUCGCUGGGCAUCGCACACGGCGACCUGUCGCUGGCCAACCUGCUGUUGCGGCGACAAGGCGACGGCUACGAACUACUCCUCAACGACUUCGAGACUGCUGGUACGGACACGACAGCGAUUGGCGCCUUGCCUGGCGUCUCGCACUCGCACACACGCCACGCACACACUCUACGCGGUCAUGGAUUUGCUCUGCCUGUUUGUGGCGUGCAGUGGCUGGUUUGGACAAGAAAGGAAAGGAGAAAAGGAUCGAGACAUGUGGAAUAAGAGGAAAAGAAGGCACUAAGCCGUUCAUGGCCCCAGAGAGAUAUCUCAUGUCGUCGUUCGCCCAGAGGAGCAGAGACGAGGGCGACACGGGCGAUGGCGGCAACCCAAACGGCUCGAAGGACCUCGUGUGGUAAGGACGUAAUGCACAAGUCUGUGUGCUGAGCGGCAAGGGAGACAUGAUUGUGUGUGCCGUCUGCAGGUGUCCAUUCCGCAAUGACAUAUGGGCUUGCGGGGUGCUUAUCUACACGAUCCUCAAGAACCGCAGGUGCACGUGGGAAAGGCCAGACGCUGAGGCCAACGACGAUUUCAAGUCCUUCGCAAACGAGGUCAGCUCAGAAACCAGGACAAAGAAACACACCAUGAGUGAUUUAUCUGUGUGUGCAUCCGUGCAGCACAAGUACAACUUGGUCAGCUAUGCAGGGGCCGUCUCUGCAAUGGAAACAAAAGUCCUCAGUGAGUACUCAUGUGGGCAGCCAGCCGGGUCGAAUACAUACACGCAUUCCUCUUCUGUGCCUCUCUGUGCGCAGAUGUCGCUGGCAGUGCGCUGGCCAUGGACCCAAUGCAGCGCCCUUCCAUGGAAGAAAUGGUGAAGAAGCUCAAGCACGCCAUCGGCCUGCCCACCAACGGGAAAGGCGGCAGCGGUGGGCGGAAGAAGGAGGGCUUGGAGGAGCGGGGCGACCAGGUCAUGACUGAGGGGCAGCUGCCGAUUAGAGAGCCGCCCGAGGCCUCAGAGGGCCGACCACUCAGCCACACCCCGCCGUCAGAUCCCCGCCCCGCCCUGGAUUCAAGCCAGCCCCUCCUCACGGCCCAGCAGCCCCGGUUGCCCCCGCAGCUGCCGUCUCCGAGUGAGUCGCGCGCCUCCCAGCUGGCUCAAGAGACGCCACCUGACGGACCAGAUGGUGCACCGCGGCAGCCCUCACCUCUCCGUGCGCGUCUCUGUCGUGUCCGCGAGGGGACAGGCAACGAGGGCUUCCUGCAGUCAACCGCCAGCUCAAGACUGAAAGAAGUCCAGCAACAGCCGUGUUUGCCACCAGCGCGUCUCCGUCGCCUGCGCUGGGUGACAGGCAACGAGCGCUUCCUGCAGUCCACCGCCAGCUCAAGACUAAAGGAAGUUCAGCGACGUGUGCGGGGCUGAGUUCGUGACUGUGAUUUAUGGUGACCACCUUUGAUUUAGCGGGGCUGAUCGAUCAAUCGCUUUUGGGAGG
This is a messenger RNA of Vitrella brassicaformis, 5193 nucleotides long. The record is from the annotation of a GenBank genome assembly. NCBI's taxonomy places the organism in Eukaryota, Vitrellaceae.